Messenger RNA from Schistosoma turkestanicum, 2103 nucleotides. Lineage: Eukaryota; Metazoa; Platyhelminthes; Trematoda; Strigeidida; Schistosomatidae. The record is from the annotation of a GenBank genome assembly.
AUGUCUAUUGAACAGCGAUACCUAACCAAAAAGACCGUGAUACAAUAUGGUAAUGUUGAACAAAUUCAAUUUGUUUUAUUGAAUAAUAAUAUUCAUUUAUUCAUUCAUUUUAGUGAUAAUCUACUUUAUCCUCAACUGCUUUCAUGCAAUGUUUCUCAUACAAUCGAUCCAUGUGACAAUUUUUAUCAAUAUGCAUGUCACGAUUGGGAAGUAAACAAUCCAAUCCCAGAUGACGAAGAGAGGAUUAGUACUUUAUCAAAGGCUGACAAAAACAUUGAUCAAUACUUUUAUGAUUUAAUUUCUAACAAUUCAUAUGCCUCAAAUGAUUCUCGAUUGUUUGCUGUUCGCCAAUAUUACAAAGCUUGUAUAGAUAGUGCAUUUGAUUCGGACGAUCGUAUUAAAAACCAAUUGUUCCAAUUAAUUUCAAUAUCAUUUGGCAAUUGGGAUUGGUUGCCAUCAUCAUUCAACAGAAAUUGGGAUAAUAAAACUGUAGUUUUAAAUUUGAAUUUAACUGAUCUAUAUCUACCAUUGAUAAGUACAACCGGACAUUCACCUUUAUUCUCAUUGGAAGUUGUUGAUGAUAGUCAUACAGUUCGAAUAUAUUCAGGUCGAUUAUCAUCAGAUCAAAGUUUUCUUAGCAAGAGAGGAUUUCUUCUUCUGAAAUCAAUGUUUCAUCAGGCAGUAGAUUCGCUUAAUUUGAAUCAAUCCAAUGAUGAAAGUGUGAAUGCUACUUUCCAAUUAUUCGACCACUUAGCUAGGAAUUACUUAGGUAUACGAUCAUUUCCAGCGUCGAAGUCAAAAAUAUUUGGUAAACUGGAUACACUCGAGGCUAUAUGCCCACAGAUCGAUUGGAAUUAUUUAUUUGACACAUUAUUCAAUGAAACUGGAUUUACAGCUUACAAAAGAGGUCAAAUAGAAAUUGCAGAUGCAUUCCUAUUGCAAUAUCUUUGUGGACUACAUCAAAUACAAUUGGAAACAGAAAAAGGCAAAAGUUUUAUGGUAGAACAAACAAUUCAUUCGUUACAACGUAACAAUAUCGGUAAUGCUCAAGUGAUAAAUCAAGGUAGUCCUAUGUACUUCUCACCCUAUUGUAUGGAACGAGUGAAAACCGUGUUUCCGUGGACACUUGAAAAAUACUACCUGUCUUCACAUAUAGUACAAUAUGACCAAACUCAGGUCUGGCAAUUAGUUAGCGAAGUUAGAGAUACAAUAAUUGAGGCUAUUACACAAGCCACAUGGUUGGACAGCGAUACAAAACAAUUUGCUAAAGAAAAGAUUCAGAAAAUCAGAUCUUUCGUCUUAUACUCUGAUAUGAAUGAAUCGGAAAGAAGAGAGAAUAUUUCAGCAAUAUAUAAUUAUCGUAUGAACUCGUCAAACUAUCUUUUAAACGAAUAUUAUGCUCAAAAAGCCCUCUAUUCAGACAAAUCGAAGAUAGGAUUCGGAAUGUUUGGUACAAAGUCACAGGCUCAUAUACCAACUUAUUUGUCAGAAGCAUUUUAUAGAGGAGAUGUUAACACCAUAUACAUUUUGGCUGGAUUGAUACAAUCACCAUUCUAUGAAAAGAAUGAGGAGAAAUUUAUUAAAUUCACAGGAUUAGGUUGGAUUAUCGCUCAUGAAUUAUUACACACUAUCGAUAUAAUGGGUAUUCUCACUGAUGAAAUCGGGAAUCUACGGCCAAGUCAAGAUUCUGAAGCAGGACUCAUUGCAAUUAUGAAACAAAUCGAUUGCCUACGAGAUCAUUACAAGUUUCAUUCUGAUACGUAUGAAAAGAGCAGCAGGAUUGGAACACAGGAUGAAAUUUUGGCUGACAAUGGAGGUUUGAAAAUAAUGUACGAUACAUAUCGAAGAGUGCUAACUCGACAACAUGUUCACAGUGAAAGUGAAAUCUUAUCAUCCGACAGAUCGUUUUUCUUGAAAUUUGCACAGGCUAUGUGUGGCAAUGUCCGUGAUGAAGUAUAUCAGUACUACCAAAAUAACUUUCCUCAUUUACUUCAUGAAUACAGGGUAAUUGGACCUUUGUCAAAUAGUGAAGCAUUCGCUCAAGCGUAUAACUGUCCAACUGGUUCACCAAUGAAUCCUUCAAGGAAAUGUAACCUGUGGUGA